Messenger RNA from Magnolia sinica, 2045 nucleotides. RefSeq names its product putative threonine aspartase. Gene Ontology annotation, molecular function: threonine-type endopeptidase activity. Gene Ontology annotation, biological process: protein maturation. The record is from RefSeq and is a predicted model, not a curated record. NCBI's taxonomy places the organism in Eukaryota, Viridiplantae, Streptophyta, Magnoliopsida, Magnoliales, Magnoliaceae. The coding region runs from base 256 to 1566 and encodes 436 amino acids. The transcript has 11 exons.
AAAGCGAGAGUCAAUCUCCCGUAUCCUCGGCGAAUCUGCCCUCCCGCAUCCAAAAGAUCAUGCCCUAAAUGAGCGGUCAAAACAAAUGUACGGCGUGGAUUUAAGUUACAUAAAUCACGGUGGGCCUCACACUUAGGGAUCCAAGCACUUUGGUGGAUCCUGAUCCGGGGAUCCACGGAAGCCGCGCCGAGCCGGUUCGUUGUAUCUUCGCAUAUCUCAGAAGUUGCACCCUGCCAAGACGGAGGAACGGCGGAGAUGGAAAUGGAGGAGGAUACGAAUAGCAGCAGCCGUAGAUUCUUCGUAGCAGUCCACGUAGGCGCGGGUUACCACGGCCCAUCAAGCGAGCAACCCCUCAGGCGAGCCAUGAAACGAGCCUGCCUUGCCGCUGCUUCCAUCCUUCGAGCUGAUUCUGGUGGAUGUGUUGAUGCAGUUUCAGCAGCCAUUCAAGUGUUGGAGGAUGAUCCAAGCACAAACGCAGGACGAGGCUCAAAUUUGACAGAGGACGGUCAUGUAGAGUGUGAUGCUAGUAUCAUGGAUGGUUGUUCAGGAGCAUUUGGAGCUGUUGGUGUAGUACAAGGCGUGCGGAAUCCCAUCAAAAUUGCUGCUUGCUUGGCGAAGGAACAAAUGAUGGGACCUUCUUUGCUUGGGCGAAUACCUCCGAUCUUCUUGGUUGGCGAAGGUGCACGGAAAUGGGCAGAAUCUAAGAGUAUCAUUUUGCCAGAAACAAUGUCGGAGGUUCAUGAGUGGCUGGUUACAGAGAAGGCAAAAGCACAAUGGUUGAAAUACAAAGCAAUGCUUGAUGAGGCCAAAGGAAGGGGUGGAUCUUCUACCAAGGAACUUUCUUCAACUCCUAGACCAGGUUCCAUGUUGCAAGCACAAUCAACUGUGUAUUCCAUUCCAAAAUCAGAAGCUCAACCAUGUGAUCUUGCAGAGGAGACCAGCAAUGGGGGCGAGGAGCAAUCUGUGAAGGAUGGUUCUGAAGAAGAUAGGAUUAUGGAUACGGUUGGAGUGAUUUGUGUUGAUGCUCAAGGACACAUAGCAUCGGGGGCCUCAAGUGGUGGUAUUGCAUUGAAGGUUAGUGGGCGUGUUGGAUUGGCGGCGAUGUAUGGCUCUGGAUGCUGGGCUUCCUCAAAAGGUCCUUUUGGGGCUCCAUUCAUGGUCGGCUGCUGUGCUACAGGAGCUGGAGAAUACUUGAUGAAAGGAUUUGCAGCACGCGAAUGCUGUGUGUCAUCAUCGCUAUCACAAGCAGGUCCAGCCUCCGCUUGUAUGAAAGUUCUGCGGUCCAUUGUCCAUGAGAGUGAUCAUCAAGGUGUGGAUAGAGGUUCCGGAGUGUUGCUUGUGCAGGCUGAUGCUUUGAAAACGGCCUCAGGAAAUUCAUCCCAGUUGAAAGCAGUAGAGCUCGUUGCUGCCUACUCGUCUUCAUCCUUUGGAAUAGGUUACUUUGGGAGCUCUAUGGAUCGACCAAAGGUGUCUAUUCUUCGAACUUCGAGACCAGUAAACAAUGUCAGUGUCGACCAUUUCGCAGCACGCAUUGAUCUCACCACUACUAAAUUCGCUCCAGAAUAGACCAAUAUAGUGAACAUUUUCUGAUUUAGAAGGUAAUUUUUCUUUUUUAACAAUUCGAUCUACAACAGAAUGAAAAAGCAGAUACUAUUUGAAAUUGUCAUUUCUCCUCAACAAGUCCUCUGUAAAAAGGUCCUACUGUGGAGAACCUCUCACAUUUCAUUUUAGUUUGUCAAGGGGCGCAUAUUACAAUUAUGCCCAACAACAACAAGAAGUAGUGGUGGUGAUGGUGAUAAUGACAAUGGUAAUGAGGAGAAGGAGAAGCAAGAGGAGGAGAACUCAUUGGCUAUUUUAAAAUUCUUUUUUAUUUUAUUUUGUCAAAAAACUGUUGACCAUGUGUGUGACUUGGAUUGAAUCACAAUGAGUUGUAUCAAGUAAAGGAAUAAAUGAGCACACAAUACAUGGUGCGUUUACCUCUUUUGAUAAGGUUGUGGGUUUGAAACACGGUGACUUUUUAAUUUUUGUUAAAAAAUUGUUGACUA